Messenger RNA from Momordica charantia (bitter melon), 1967 nucleotides. It is a transcript of the gene GPDHP, whose product is annotated as NAD-dependent glycerol-3-phosphate dehydrogenase family protein. The record is from RefSeq and is a predicted model, not a curated record. NCBI's taxonomy places the organism in Eukaryota, Viridiplantae, Streptophyta, Magnoliopsida, Cucurbitales, Cucurbitaceae. Gene Ontology annotation, biological process: carbohydrate metabolic process; glycerol-3-phosphate catabolic process. Gene Ontology annotation, molecular function: glycerol-3-phosphate dehydrogenase [NAD(P)+] activity; protein homodimerization activity; NAD binding. Gene Ontology annotation, cellular component: cytosol.
GCGCCAGAUUCAAGUUGGGAAACUCCAUAGAAUUUCCAAUUUCGAGACAUGAAACUUGCUAUUUUUAGUUUUCCCAAUCACAACCAUACCAUGUCUCUCUCCGUUUCAGACCCAAAACAAAUGUUGCAAUAAUUUUUCCACUUCAGCUUUAAUCGAAGAUUAUGAUCUGAUCAGAAGCUCUGAAAAAUCGUUAAAAAAAAAAAGCCCAUUUGAUUUGGAUUUGGAUUUUUGGAUUGUGGUUCGUGGAGCGAAGAGCAUAGAGUGGAUCGCCAGAUUUAACAAAUGAUGCACAGAUGUGCUUUGUUUCUCCCGAAACGUGUAUGGCAACUCCGCCCCUAUGACUACGAGCUCUUUCAUUCUCCACAUUUCCCUUUAUAUUCUGUUUCUUCCUCCUCCAUUGUAUUCCUCCCCACUCUUCGUCGCUCUCUUCUCCAUUUUCUCUCUCCUUCUUCUUCCUCCAUGGCCCCUGGAAUCGAAUCUCGACACCCUUCUCUCAAUGGCGAUUCCCAUUUCUCCGAUGAUGAAAUUUCUCGCAAAUCCAGAGUCACCGUCGUCGGCAGUGGCAACUGGGGCAGUGUGGCGGCCAAACUCAUCGCCUCCAAUGCCCUCAGGCUGAGCUCUUUCCAUGAUGAGGUUAGAAUGUGGGUGUAUGAGGAGACUUUACCUACUGGUGAGAAGUUAACUGAUGUUAUCAACCUCAACAAUGAGAAUGUUAAGUAUCUCCCUGGUAUAAAGCUUGGGAAGAAUGUUAUUGCAGACCCAGACCUUGAAAAUGCAGUGAAGGAUGCUAAUAUGUUGGUGUUUGUGACUCCCCAUCAAUUUGUGGAGGGGAUUUGCAAGAGACUGGUUGGAAAGAUAAGGAGAGAUGUGGAAGCCAUUUCCCUCAUCAAAGGAAUGGAGGUGAAGAAGGAAGGUCCAUGCAUGAUUUCUUCCCUCAUCUCCCAGGAACUGGGGAUCAAUUGCUGUGUUCUUAUGGGGGCUAACAUAGCAAAUGAGAUUGCUGUAGAGAAGUUUAGUGAAGCAACAGUGGGAUACAGGGAGAACAUGAGAGAGAUAGCUGAAAAAUGGGUUCAACUUUUCAGCACUCCCUAUUUUGUUGUUACACCUGUCCAAGAUGUUGAAGGAGUUGAAAUGUGUGGAACCCUUAAAAAUGUUGUGGCAUUAGCAGCAGGUUUUGUUGAUGGUUUGGAAAUGGGAAAUAACACGAAGGCUGCAAUAAUGAGAAUUGGUCUGAGAGAGAUGAGGAUGAUUUCCAAGCUGCUGUUUUCAUCUGUCAAUGAUAGUACUUUCUUUGAGAGUUGUGGAGUGGCCGAUCUGAUCACAACGUGCUUGGGAGGAAGAAACAGAAAAGUUGCAGCAGCUUUCGCAAAGAAUGGAGGGAAAAGGUCUUUUGAUGAACUUGAAGCAGAGAUGUUGCAGGGCCAAAAAUUGCAGGGUGUCUCCACUGCAAAGGAGAUGUACGAGGUUUUAAGUCACCGUGGGUGGCUGGAGCUGUUUCCAUUAUUUGCAUCAGUUCACGAGAUCUGUAUUGGACAUUUUUCACCAUCAGCCAUCGUCGAAUAUAGCGAGCGCAAACCCAACUUCUCUGUUAUUGAUGGUCAUGCUCAAUAAUUUUAACAAGAUUGGCUCACCUAUUUCAGAUGUAGUGUCUUCAUGAAGGUAGUUUCAUCUUGGACUGAAAAGUGCUCAAUCGAAUGGCGGGUAGGUUGCAGCAAGUUUGAGAGCUCGGCAUGUGAGAGAUCAAAAUGCUGUUUUCCUGAGGCAGCUGAGAUUCUCAAGACUUUUCUCUUUUCAGUUUUCAGAUGUUCAAACGAAUUUCCUAUGUUGUUGGAAGAUAAGACUGAUUAGUGUAACUGUAAGGCUGUUAGCUGUUAUACAGAAACAUGUCAUAAUAUCCAAAUCUGUAAGUUUCUCCUUUAAUGGAAAUUGUUGAUACACAUGUUUUAAGAAACUCCUUUUCUGAUUCA